CUUUUCAAGCCGCCCAAGACACCCCACCUUUCAUUGGAAUAAUUCGUAGGUUAAUAUUAGGGAAAGAGGAGAAUUUAAGCUUAUCUGUGAAUUGGCUCUACCGACCUGCUGAUGUAAAGCUUGGAAAAGGUACCUUGCUAGAACCUGCACCCAACGAGGUCUUUUACUCCUUCCACAAGGAUGAGAUACCUGCUGCAUCGUUACUCCAUCCGUGUAAAGUCGCAUUCCUUCCUAAAGGUGUUGAACUUCCUUCAGGGAUAUCCUCAUUUGUGUGCAGACGUGUGUAUGAUAUUGAGAACAAGUGUUUAUGGUGGCUAACUGAUCAAGAUUAUAUUAAUGAACGGCAGGAAGAAGUAGAUAAGCUAUUAGACAAGACGCGACUAGAAAUGUAUGGAGCAGUGCAAUCUGGAGGCCGGUCUCCAAAGCGCUUGAAUGGUCCAACAGGAACACUGCAGUCAAGGCCUGGUUCAGAAAGUGUUCAGAACAGUAGCUCGCCCUUACCUUCUCAAGUUAAGGGAAAGAAGAGGGAUCGGGCUGAUCAAGGCUCUGAUCCUGUCAAACGAGAGCGUGUCUCCAGAGCAGAUGAUACUGAUUCUGGUCAGUUUAGACCAGAACACUUAUUAAAGUCUGAGAUUGCUAAAAUAACUGACAAAGGUGGGCUUGUAGAUUUUGAAGGGGUUGAGAGAUUAGUGCAACUCAUACAACCUGACAGUGCUGAGAAGAAAAUAGAUUUGACUUGUCGAAGAAUGCUGGUUGAUGUGAUAGCUGAUACAGACAGGUUUGAUUGCCUUGGAUGGUUUGUACAACUUAGGGGUUUGUCAGUGUUGGAUGAAUGGCUGCAAGAGGUUCACAAGGGGAAGAUUGGUGAUGGUAGUAGCCCCAAGGAAAGCGAUAAAUCUGCUGAGGAAUUUCUGUUGGUUUUACUUCGUGCAUUGGACAAGCUGCCUGUGAAUCUACAUGCACUACAGACUUGUAAUGUUGGUAAAUCAGUGAAUCACUUGCGAAGUCAUAAAAAUUCUGAGAUUCAGAAGAAAGCUAGGACUUUAGUUGACACAUGGAAGAAACGUGUUGAAGCUGAAAUGAAUAUGAUUGAUGCCAAGACGGGAUCGACUCGUGGUGGUUCAUGGCCAUCCAAGUCAGUGCUUUCAGAUGUUUCUCAUGUGGGGAACCGGCGUAAUGGAGGACCCUCCGAGGUUAGUGUGAAGAGCUCUACCUUACAAUCUUCUACUUGUAAAAUACCACCUAUUAAGCUUGGUUCUGGCGAAACUGUUGCCAAGAAUGUGUCGACAUCUCCUUGCUCAACAAAAUCGGCAGCAUUAGUGAGCUUUUCCAGUGGUGCUAGCGCAAAGGAUCCAAAUUCGGCGAAUUUAAUUGGUGGAUCCUCAGAUAUGCAUCUGUCAACAAUUAAGGAGGAGAAGAGCAGCAGUUCCAGUCAGUCUCAGAACAAUAGCCAAUCUUGUUCGAGUGAUCACGCAAAGAUGGGGGUUUCUUCUUGCAGGGAAGAUGCACGGAGUUCUACUGCUGGGUCAGUGAGUGUGAGUAAGAUUUCUGGCAGCACUCCUCGCAACCGGAAAUCAAGCAAUGGUCUUCAGGGGUCAGCUAUAUCAGGGGUUCAAAAGGAAACAAGUUAUGGAAAAUCUGGUUUCUUUAGUAGGAACUUGGCUUCUGAAAAGGUGUCACCUACUAGGGGUACUUAUGAAAGAGUUGCUGAUGUGCCCAAUGUGGAUCAUCAGCGACUGAUUGUCAGGUUGCCAAACACUGGUCGAAGUCCUGCACGAAAUGCCAAUGGAGGUUCUUUUGAAGAUCCUGCUGCUACAUUAAGCAAGGCUUCUCCUCCAGCACAGCCUGAAAAACUUGAUCAUCUUGAUAGGAAAGUAAAGGGAAAAAGUGAUGCCGUACAAGCUGGCAGUGCAUCAAACAUUAACAUGGAUUUAUUUCAGGGUGGAGAUGGGUUAGUCAGGUCUGAUGAAGGUAAUGUGUCGACCCCCAGUGCUAUUUGUAAUGAAUGGAGCAGGACUGCUGAUGAUGGUGGGAAGCUGAUGGAAGCAUCUAAAGUUAUUGGUUCAUCAUCUGGGGUUACGCCCAAACCAGGGAAAUCCUAUGAUGCUUCUUUCAGCUCUAUGAAUGCUUUGAUUGAAAGCUGUGUCAAGUUCUCUGAAGCUAGUACAACUGCCUCAGGUGGGGAUGAUAUUGGGAUGAAUCUGCUUGCUAGUGUGGCUGCUGGAGAGAUGUCCAGAUCUGAUGUCUCGCCAUUGGGUUCUCCUGGAAGAAAUUCACCUGUACCAGAGGAAUCUUGCUCUGGAAAUGACGUGAAAUCAAGACACUUGGAUGAGGAUACAGCUCGAACUGAGGAUCUAAACACUGGUGAGGCAAAUGGUGAUGCUAUACUGAAGCAAGGUAAUUCUGUUGAUUCUUUGCAUGUUAAGAAUGAAUCCCCACAUGAUGCUAUGCCUAUGUCAACAAACUUUUCUGAAGAUGGCAAGGAAUCCUUGUGUGGCUGUGAAGAGAAGACGGGGGAGUGCAGUGGCCAAUUGAAUUCUUCCAUUAGUUUGCAACAAAAUGCAUAUGGCUUGCACAUGAAACGUGAUGGGAAGCCUGUUCAAGUAAUUGAUGCUUCAUUAGCUAUCUCUUCUGAACAUGCUACAAAAGAGGGUGAUGUGGAGAAUGAAGGAACUGACCAGAAGUCAGGUGCUCUCCGGGCGAUAAUGAACAGUGUUUCGACUUCCAAAGUUAAAGCAAGGAGUCCCUUGUCUGAUGAAGAUAAGAAGAACUAUCAUGCAGAUGAACAAAUUGUUGAGAGCAGUACAUUAUUAGAUCCAGAAGCAGCUACUAGUGUAAAAGUUGAGAAACAAGGUAAUGCAGAAUCACCUUCUUGCUCGUCUUCAGAAAUGUGCAGGGAGGGCAAGAGUGCUUUGCCUAGGGAGUCAGGCUGUGGCAUCUUAACUGAGCAGAAGCUACCUGUUACAGCAAAGAUUCUCCAAGAGUCAGGUGGAAAAAGUGAGGGUUCUGUACUACCUUCUGGUUCUGUUAAUGUUUUGGGCAUGGAGUCAAAGGCUGAGAAGGCUAUUGAUAUGAAGGCAGCAAGUCAGACUGAGCAGAGCGAGAAACCAAAUAUUGACUUGAGUUCAACCAUUACACAUCAAAAUGAGGAAAGUUGCAAGGAGAAGUCAGCAAGAAAAGAGGUUCUUGAUCAUUGUCCUGAUGGAUCCAUUUCCCAUGCGGAGCCUCCCACAAUCCCUGUGCAACAAACAGAGGAGUGCAUCAAAUCUAAUGCAGGCAAGUUAGAUGGAAUUGAAGCUGGUGGGACAGGUGAACGUGCUUCCAGUGUGAAUGCUUCUGGAUCCGUGUCAGGAUCAGAUGCGGUUGUAAAGCUAGACUUCGAUCUGAAUGAAGGUUUUCCCGUUGAUGAUGGGUGCCAAGGGGAGUUUGUUAAGUCAUCAGUUCCUGGAAAUUUAUCCACUGUACAUCUGCCUUGCCCAUUACCCUUUCCUAUUUCUUCCAUGUCUGCAAGCUUUCCUGCUUCAAUUACUGUUGCCUCUGCUGCCAAAGGAUCAUUUCGCCCUCCUGAAAACCCAUUGAGAAGUAAAGGGGAACUUGGAUGGAAAGGAUCAGCUGCUACCAGCGCAUUCCGGCCGGCGGAACCCAGAAAGGUUUUGGAGAUGCCACUCAGUGCAACUGGUUCCCCUCCCGUUGAUAACAUAACGAGUAAGCGAGGGCGCUCUCCUCUUGACUUUGACCUGAAUGUGCCGGAUCAGAGAGUUCUUGAGGACGUGGCUUUUCAGUAUUCUGCACGGGUUACUUGUUUGGAAUCUGGGCCUACUGAUCGGCAUGGUGGUGGACUAGAUCUUGAUUUGAACAGAGUUGAUGAGAGUCCUGAUAUUGGGCAGUUCUCAGUUAGCAACAGUUGUAAAUUGGAAAUUCCACAAUUGUCCAGUAGAUCAUCAUUAUCUGGUGGAUUUUCUAAUGCUGAGUUGAACUCCUCAAGGGGCUUCGAUUUGAACAACGGACCUGGUCCUGAUGAAGGGGUCAAUGAAACAGCUCCACGUGCCAAAGGGAAUGUGCCAUUUCUAUCACCUUUGCCCUUUGUCAGAAUGAAUGCUACGGACCAAGGGAACUUUUCGUCAUGGUUCCCACAAAACAACUCCUAUUCAGCCAUUGCAAUCCCAUCGUUUCUCCCUGGUAGAGGGGAGCAGAGUUAUCCCAUUGUAUCUGCCACUGGGUCACAGAGGACAUUGGGUCCAACUGGUAUCUCGUUUGGUCCUGAAUUCUACAGGGGGCCAGUGUUGUCAUCCUCUCCUGCCAUUCCCUUUCCUCCAGCUGGCCCAUUUCAGUAUUCAGGAUUUCCAUUUGAGACCAAUUUUCCUCUGCCAUCAAAUUCAUAUUCGGGUGUCUCAACCGGAUAUGUGGAUUCUUCAUCUGUUGGGCCAGUUUGCUUCCCUGCCAUUCCCUCACAGCUGGUUGGACCUUCUGGUGUAGUAUCAUCACACUAUCCUCGACCCUACGUAAUGAACCUUCCAGGUGGUACAAGUACUGUUGGUCCUGAAAGUAGAAAAUGGGGAGGCCAGGCUCUAGAUCUUAAUACUGGUCCUGGGAAUACUGAUGUAGAACGUAGAGAUGAGAGGUUGUCUUCAGCUUUGAGGCAGCUCCCCGUUCCUGGUUCUCAAGCCUCAGCAGAUGAGCAAAUAAAACUGUAUCAGAUGGCAAGUGGGGUUUUGAAGAGAAAGGAGCCUGAUGGUGGGUGGGAUGGAGAUAGGAUUAGCUACAAACAACCCUCAUGGCAGUAGGACUACAGGGUUAUGGAAAAAUUUGUCAAUCUUUUCAGGCCUGCUGACAAAUCCUAGCAGUGUUCAACUAACUGGUCAAAUUUUGGCCGUCAGACGAGAAAAAGAGCUCCUUGUCCUGAACCAAUGAAGGCUGCUGGAGUCCUGGAGGAAUCGUUAUUGCUUGAAUCUGUUCUUACAUGGCAGUCAUUGCUGAUCAGUUCCUUGUGUAGAUAUGACUUUCGAAAAGAAUAUGUGGUGGUGGUGGCCUUGGGAAGUAUGGACUUUGGGUCGGCUGGUGCACUUGAAACUCAAAUCUGUAUCCAAUCCUUUUAGAUAUAAAGAGAGUAUUGAGGGUCGGAACUGUCCAGGCACAGUAUCUGGUUUGUAUCUUCUUUUUUAAUUAUUCUUUUCUCUCCCCUCCCCCCCCCAUCCUUUUUUUUACAAUGCUUUUUAGUUGUGACUGUAGUCCUGACUACCAAAUUUUGGUAUUAUUAUUAUUACCUCUUCAUAAUGAUAUUGCAUGGGCCAACCAACCAACCGUCAUUGUUGUCUGAUAUGUAUUUACAAUUUUUUUUUUUUGUUUAAAUAACAUGAUAAACUCAAAUUUAGUCUCA
Messenger RNA from Camellia sinensis, 5377 nucleotides. The record is from RefSeq and is a predicted model, not a curated record. NCBI's taxonomy places the organism in Eukaryota, Viridiplantae, Streptophyta, Magnoliopsida, Ericales, Theaceae.